AUGUCGCGCAAUCCGUUCGAUGAUGAUUACCGAGGAAGCAGCGCCUCUUCUACCAGUUAGUUUCUUUCGAUUCAAUAUAAAUUAUUAUAUAAUUCACUAACGUUCCUUUUUCAGUGCCUGUGAAAAGUUACUCAACUAUGGGAAACAUGUCCGCAGAAAGCGAAGCGGACUACUACGAGCGAGAGAUCGAGAAGUACAUGCAGGAGUCGUUGGACAGCACGGAACGAUCGCGCCGUCAUCUCGAAAAUUCUGAGAAGAUCGGAGCGGCGACGGCUCAGGAAUUGCUUGAGCAAAGAGAAAAGCUCCAGAAUACCGAGAAGAAUCUCGAUGAAAUCCAUCGUACGACCCAGAUGACACAACGGAACUUGAACAGCCUGAAGUCGUUCUUCGGAGGAUUCUUCAAGAACAAAAUUUCGAAGAAGCCGCAAGAGCAGUCAGAUGUCCCCGCGGUGAGUACACUAAAGACUGUUUCACGCAGGCAUAUGGUUUUCUUAGGUUCCGCAAUCGAAGUCGGCUUCCCGUCUGUCGGAAACUGCUGCCAGUAUGUCGAAUGGCGGCGGAUCUGCCUCGUUCUCCGGACCUUCCGGAGGAACCGGGCAGCGCACUUUGAACGAAUCGAGUCGCGCGGCGAUCAAAGGAACCCGCUGGGAAGCGAUGGACAACCAGAUUGACGAGAACCUCGACGCGAUGUCCGCCAAUCUGAGAAAUCUGCAACGUCUCGGAGUGGAUUUGGGCAAAGAGGUCGACUCUCAGAACGACAUGCUCGAACGCAUUCAGUACAAGGCCGACCGCAAUGACGCCAUCGUCAGAGACCAGGACAAACAGGUAUAUUGAACUCUGUUUGGCCCACACGCUGAUUGUUUUCCAGAUGCAAAAGAUUCUCGGAACGGGCGCGUCGACCAGCCAAACAACUGCCGAAUCUCUGACUCCGAGCAUUGACACCUCGACGAAGAUGUCUCUGAUGAUGAAGGCGACCUCCCUGUUCAAAUAA
Caenorhabditis sp. 36 PRJEB53466 is the source of this 991-nucleotide messenger RNA. The record is from the annotation of a GenBank genome assembly. Lineage: Eukaryota; Metazoa; Nematoda; Chromadorea; Rhabditida; Rhabditidae.